UUAAGUUGUUUUAUCUUAAUUAAGUUAUUUUAUUCCAAAAUGCUAAGUGAACUACAGCCAUUGUAUCUAUAAAAACUAAAAUUUUGAAUUAUAAUUUUAUGGCUGUUGAUUAAUAAUAAGGUUUAUCAAUGUGUUUAGGCUUAAGUAACUUACGGUAAGUUACAGAAUGUGUUGUGAUCAGGAAAUUUACAACCAUACAUUUUAAAUCGAGAGAUGAUCUAUACACUUAAUUAUAAAGCCUAUAUUGAUUUUUUAUUUCUCUAGUGAUCAAUAGAUUCAUGAUUUAAUCUAGUGAUAAAUAGCCAUGCCUGAACUCAAAGUCACUCCUCUCGGUGCUGGCCAAGAUGUUGGUCGAAGUUGCAUCUUGCUGCAAAUCAAUGAGAAAAACAUAAUGCUGGAUUGUGGUAUGCAUAUGGGUUUCAAUGAUGAAAGAAGAUUUCCUGAUUUUAGUUUUAUUACAAAUGAAGGUUCUCUAACUUCAUUUAUAGACUGUGUUAUAAUAUCACAUUUUCACCUUGAUCACUGUGGGGCUUUGCCAUAUAUGACUGAAAUGGUUGGUUACAGUGGUCCAAUUUACAUGACACAUCCUACAAAAGCAAUAGCUCCAAUCUUGCUUGAAGAUAUGAGAAAAGUAGCGGUUGAAAAGAAGGGUGAGAGUAAUUUUUUUACUUCUCAAAUGAUUAAAGAUUGUAUGAAAAAAGUGAUAGCUGUUACUUUACACCAGUCUGUAAUGGUAGAUCCAGACUUAGAAAUAAAAGCUUACUAUGCUGGACAUGUCCUUGGAGCAGCAAUGUUUUGGAUUAAGUCUGGAACUCAAUCCGUUGUGUACACUGGUGAUUAUAACAUGACCCCUGAUAGACAUUUAGGAGCUGCUUGGAUAGACAAAUGUAGACCAAACCUUCUGAUAACUGAGUCUACAUAUGCUACUACCAUAAGAGAUUCAAAACGUUGUCGUGAGCGUGAUUUCCUGAAAAAGGUUCAUGAAUGUGUAGACAGAGGGGGAAAAGUGUUGAUUCCAGUAUUUGCUUUAGGUAGAGCUCAAGAACUUUGCAUAUUGCUGGAAACAUAUUGGGAAAGAAUGAAUCUGAAGAUACCAAUUUUCUUUGCUGCUGGUCUUACAGAAAAAGCCAACAAUUACUACAAGAUGUUUAUUACUUGGACAAACCAGAAGAUAAGAAAAACUUUUGUUCAGAGAAAUAUGUUUGAUUUCAAACAUAUAAAACCAUUUGACAAACAGUACAUGGACAAUCCAGGAGCUAUGGUUGUUUUUGCCUCUCCUGGAAUGCUUCAUGCAGGGUUGUCCCUUGCGAUAUUCAAAAAAUGGGCUCCAAAUGAAAACAAUAUGGUUAUUAUGCCUGGAUUUUGCGUUGUAGGCACUGUGGGUCACAAAGUUUUGAGUGGAGCAAAAAAAAUUGAGUUUGAAAAUCGACAAAUUGUUGAGGUCAAAAUGGAUGUAGAGUAUAUGUCUUUCUCAGCCCAUGCUGAUGCCAAAGGGAUUAUGCAACUUAUCCAAUACUGUGAACCGAAAAAUGUUAUGUUGGUUCAUGGGGAAGCAUCAAAGAUGACAUUUUUAAAAGAUAAAAUCAAGCAAGAGUUUGAUCUCCAAUGCUUUAUGCCUGCCAAUGGUGAAACUUGUGUAAUUGAAACUCCUUAUAGGCUUACAACCGAUGUCAAGCUGUCAUUAUUGAAAGAAGAAGCAUCAAAAUACAGUUUGCAGCCACUUAACUCCAAGAAACCUCGGUUGAUGCAUGGUGUUCUAAUGACAAAAGAUCAACAAUUCUGUGUAAUGGACGUGGAUGAGGCUUGCAAGGAAGCUGGGAUUAGUAGACAUGUUGUUAGAUUCACAUCAACCGUACAACUUGAGGAUCCAGGGCCAGCUUCUAAAACUACAGAAAAGCUUUUAACUCUUUUCAAAGAAAAGUUGAAGGGAUGGGAAAUGCAGAGUACUGACGACUCAAUACAAGUUGACUCAGUGUUCGUAAAAAUUGAAGGUGCAGAAGAUGAACAAAAGACUGUUUUUGUUUCAUGGACUAAUCAAGAAGAAGAUUUAGGUUCUUUCAUUGUUGAUGUUUUACGCAACAUGGGUUGAUUAAAAAUAUGUUUAACCAGUUUUCUUUUUAUGUAUGUAAAAUAAAUUACCAAAUAUAUAGUU
This is a messenger RNA of Macrosteles quadrilineatus (aster leafhopper), 2152 nucleotides long. It is a transcript of the gene IntS11, whose product is annotated as integrator complex subunit 11. The coding region runs from base 305 to 2089 and encodes 594 amino acids. The record is from RefSeq and is a predicted model, not a curated record. The transcript is spliced from 2 exons. Gene Ontology annotation, biological process: snRNA processing. Lineage: Eukaryota; Metazoa; Arthropoda; Insecta; Hemiptera; Cicadellidae. Gene Ontology annotation, cellular component: nucleus.